Molecule: messenger RNA, 1452 nt
Organism: Lolium rigidum
Lineage: Eukaryota; Viridiplantae; Streptophyta; Magnoliopsida; Poales; Poaceae
Product: cytosolic sulfotransferase 5-like
Exons: 1
Coding region: 79-1452 (457 amino acids)
Biological process (GO): sulfation
Cellular component (GO): cytoplasm
Molecular function (GO): sulfotransferase activity
Source: RefSeq, a predicted model, not a curated record
CAAGCGCGUACACCACCAUCCGGAUGUCCACUCUGCAUAGCACUUCGUCCUUCAAUCUUGCUACCAGUCUAGCAGACCAUGGCGACCAACGCGACCAGUGUUCCAGCACCGGCAGGCCCCGUCCCGUUCAAGGACGUCGAGAACAACGUUGACCUACAGGCCACGAGCGUGCCGGCGGAGAGAUUUCCAGAAGAGCACGAUGAUGCCAUGCUGCUGUUAUCUGCGCUGCCGAUCAAGCUCGCAGCCGGCACCAAGCUCAAGCUCCGCUGCUACCAGGGCUUCUGGCUGCCGGAGCGCUUCGUCCCGGCGGCGGUCGCCAUGCAGCGCCGCCUCGUCCCCCGCCCGGACGACGUCGUCAUCGCCAGCCUGCCCAAGUGCGGCACCACGUGGCUGAACGCCCUCGCGUUCGCCACGAUGGCGCGCCGCUCCUACCCGCCCGCCGGCGCCGACCACCCGCUCCUCCGCCUCAACCCGCACGAGUGCGUCCCUUUCCUGGACGCACUCCUCGCCGAAGCCGGCGGUGAGGCCCGCCUCGCCGCGCUCCCGUCCCCGCGCCUCAUGUACACGCACAUGCCGCACGUCAUGCUGCCGCGCGGUUCCAAGAAGGUCGUGUACAUCUGCAGGGAGCCCAAGGACACGGCGGUCUCGCUGUGGCAGUUUCGCCGGAGUGCGCACCCGGAGCUCCCGUUCGGCGACACCUUCGACUCCGUCUGCGACGGCGGCAGCACGUACGGCCCGUUCUGGGACCACGUCCUGGGCUACUGGCGCGCGAGCUUGGAGUGUCCGGGGCAGGUGCUGUUCCUGAGGUACGAGGAGCUGCUGCGCGACCCCGCGGAGAACGUGAGGAGGCUGGCGCGGUUCGUGGGCGCGCCGUUCUCCGACGCGGAGGAGGAGGCCGGCUUCGUCCGCGGCAUCGUCGAGCUCUGCAGCCUCGGGAGCCUGAGGAACGUGGAGGCGAACAGGACGGGGCUCAUGGACGGCCUCGGGUUCCCGCGCAAGGCGCUGUUCAGGAAGGGGGUUGCUGGCGACUGGGCGAACCACAUGACGCCGGAGAUGGCCCGCCGCAUGGACGAGGUCGUCGCCGACAAGUUCCGCGGCACGGCGAUGGACCUGGACCUGGGCCGAGCGGGCGCGGGCUCCUUGGGCACGACGAUGGUGAGCACGCCGUUCUCCACGCCGGCCCUGAUCUGCUCCACCUUCACGUGCUCCGGCAGCGCCACCUCCCGCGCGAACUCCGGCUUCCCGCGCUCCGCCACGUGCCACACGGUCUCCUCCUUCUCCUCCUCCGAUUUCUCCUUCGCCGCUGCCCUGACGGUCAGCACGUUGCCGUCCUCCACCUGCACCUUGACGUCGUCCUUGCCCAGCCCCGGGACGUUGAUCCUGAUGACAUGGGAGGUCGGGGUCUCCACCCAGUCCAUGGCGGCCGUGGACGAGGCAUACGGGUGGGCGUAG